Molecule: messenger RNA, 254 nt
Organism: Emiliania huxleyi CCMP1516
Lineage: Eukaryota; Haptophyta; Isochrysidales; Noelaerhabdaceae
Exons: 1
Source: RefSeq, a predicted model, not a curated record
AUGCGCGCUCGUCGCGCUUGCCUGUGCUUCGGCCUGGUCGUGGUCCUCGUCGCCGGUCUCACCACGGACAACCACAAGCUCAACGCACCUCGCAGUGCCUUGAUGCCGAUCGUGAUUGUGCCGGGCACGGGCGGCUCGCAGCUCGAGGCCCGGCUCGACAAGCCAAGCUCGCCGCACUGGUGGUGCGCUCGGCAAGCGGACUGGUUCCGCCUCUGGCUCGACACGAAGGAGCUGCUGCUCGACGCGCUCACGCA